This is a messenger RNA of Vitis riparia (riverbank grape), 1737 nucleotides long. RefSeq lists its product as uncharacterized. Gene Ontology annotation, cellular component: nucleus. Gene Ontology annotation, biological process: regulation of flower development. The coding region runs from base 164 to 1432 and encodes 422 amino acids. NCBI's taxonomy places the organism in Eukaryota, Viridiplantae, Streptophyta, Magnoliopsida, Vitales, Vitaceae. The record is from RefSeq and is a predicted model, not a curated record. Gene Ontology annotation, molecular function: protein binding. The transcript is spliced from 5 exons.
UAUACUUUUCUCUCUCUACUUUCUAUCUCUAGCUUCUGUUAUGGAGCUGCGUUUUUUUCUUUAAUGGGUAGUUCAGUCUCAGAUUCGAGGCUGAGAAGAAAAUAAAGGAAGGUGAGAUAUCAUUUCCACCUUUUUUUUUUUCUAGCCUGCGAGGCCGAUCGCCAUGCUGCAAGACGUCGUUCAUCCGCCCCAGCCUCACCUUCCCAUCGAUGAUAUUGCCAGCCCAAUAAGUGCUCAACUUUUUGAAUUUUUCAACUCCGAAUUAUUCCCGGAAACCCUACAAAGCUCUGGAGGCACUUCCUCUUCAAAUGGUUGUUGUGAAGACAACUCCUCUUAUCCCACAACUCUUCCCUUGCCUCCAGAAAUAAACAAGUUCACUAGCAACCUUGAAACCACAACUCUUCCUUUGCCUUCAGACAUAAACAAGUUCAAUAGCAACCAUGAAAAUAAUGGCACCACUGCCACAACCACCUCGACCACCACAACCGCUAGCAACAAUAGCAAUCUCUCUAUAAUCUUUGAUUCUCAAGAGGAAAUAGAUAACGAUAUUUCUGCUUCAAUAGGCUUUUCUCCAUCCCCUCCAUUUUCUGUUCCUCCAUAUUUCAAUCCCCAAUCUGAGCAGUUCGAUAUCUCUCCUAUACCACCUCAAAUACAGAUAACGGAUACUAUUGUUGAUGGGCUCUCACAGUAUCCUCCUGACCCUGCUCCCGCUCUUAUCGGCCCUCCAUUACCAUCAGUAUGUGAAGAGGAGUGCUUGUCUUCCAUCCCUCCUCCAUACAUGCGUCUCAACCCGUCAUCUCCUUCGUGCUCUUUCAUCGAGCCGGCCACCAUGGGAUCUUACCUGCUGGGGAAUUUUACAGCUGCAUUAUCUGCAGACAGUUGUGGUAUUUUCUCUGGGGGUGUUCUUAUGGCUCCUGAAUUGCAACCACAAGAAUUGGAGUACCAAGGCGAUAACGGUGGAAUUUAUUGUCAAGACUCGAUGCAGCGGAUUUUCAACUCUUCAGAGCUACAGGCACUUAGUAAUGAGAACCAGCAGCUGAUGGGUGGAGGUGGGACUACUACUCCUUUAGCAUCAGAGAUGUCAAGUUUGGAAGAAUCCACUUUCAAGGUUGGAAAACUCUCUGUGGAGCAAAGGAAAGAGAAGAUCCAUAGAUACAUGAAGAAAAGGAACGAGAGGAAUUUCAGCAAGAAAAUCAAGUAUGCAUGUCGCAAGACACUGGCAGACAGCAGACCACGAGUUAGAGGAAGAUUUGCCAAAAAUGAUGACUUUGGAGAGGCCCCUAGAGCCAGUGGUGGACACCAUGAUGAGGAUGACGAGGAAGAUAUGGGUAUGAAAGAAGAAGAUGAACUGGUUGAUUCCUCAGAUAUCCUGGCACAUAUCAGUGGUGUGAACUCCUUCAAAUGCACUUUUCCCAUCCAAUCCUGGAUUUGAUCAUUGCCUUUUUGCAAGAUGAAGCAUUUCUACAAAUUUUGCAGGCCCUUAUUUCUGCCUGGAUUUCGUGACCUCGGUUUAAUAAAACUUAAAUAAUUGGGAUCAGUAUCCAUUGUAUAUAAAAACAAAUUUUGUAGAUAAGAAAUAUAUGUACCUUAUGCUAUAGCUUGAACACAUAUAUAUCCAUGUAUUGCAUGUUACAUGCUGAAAGGCACGAGUUGUACGUACAAACUUAUUUGUCUAAGUUUAAACUUUGUGAACUCAGCUAUAUAAUACUAUUAUGUUCAUAUUCCUUAACAACGAUC